UAUUUUACAACGGUGAGAGCUUUAAUCGUCUUCCGCCGCUUCUCCGUCUUCCUCCGCCGCCGCCACCACGCAACGACUUCUCCCCUCCGUCCCCAAUUUCGCGCCACUAACACUCAAAUCCCUCCGUCGUAACCGUUCAGUCAUCGUCAGAGUAGAAGACGUCGACGCAGACGGCGGCGGACAAGACGAGUACGACAUGGACGACGAGGAAGUGGACAACAAGAAGGACUACGACGUCGAGUACGACCCUACCUUAGCAGCGGCGCCGGCGACGGGGACAUCGCGUUCGUGCAGAGCAAGAGCUUUGUAUCGACGCAGGGAUGGGACUCGGAGAUGGUGGUUGAUUACAGGAUAAACGAAGACGAGUUCCAUAAGAUCAGCUUGUGAGAAAGAGAAAGUUCUCUGCUUUUAGCUUCUUUUUUUUUUGAAUUUCUCAGUUGGUUGCGUUUCAAGUGAUACGGUGUCGUUUUAGUGUGGGUGGAUGCAGAUGUAUGUGACUCCUCCGGAUACGGAUAUUUACUCGAUUCCGAGAGUUCUUGCUCCAAUGCCUCAAAAGGUUCAGCCUUUUAAUCCUAUGGUUGUUAUGUUUUGGAACACGUAUGUGCUCUGUUCUGGUGCUGAUAACGGCUUUGCUUGAUGCUCCUCGAGAUCCUCUGUAUAAAUCUGAGAGGGAGAUAUCCAAGGUUUUCUUGACGAAGCAUUAUCGGAAUAGAAGAUCAAACGACCCUGAGUUUGUGCUGGCCCUUGAAGAGAUCUAUGUGAUUGACUCCAAGUCAAAGUCAAUCACCAGAGCCAGAGUUUUGGUGACAGUUCCAGGAGGACGAAAAAGGGAUAGGAAGGAUGACUUGCUCGUGAUUCGAGAUAAUGAAAACUCCUUUAAAAUCAUACACGUGGGGGAAAGAGAUGACCCGACGACGGUAAUAGAAAGGGAAGAGUGGACCAAGACCCGAGAAGACAUGGAGAAACAUCUCAGAAAGCUACGAGACUUCAGUGUCUCAAACUGGUUCUGAAACAGCCAAACGAUCCAUAAAUGGUGUGGUGUAUACAUGGGAUGGAAUAGGAGAGCAGAAUCAAUGAUAUGGUGGGAAGAUUCAAGAUGUGUAGUUCCAUGGUAGACAAGGAUUUUUUUGACCUCAGGUACUUUCACUAGCAGCAGAGAUGAAUGUGUUGGUAGAUGAUAUGGGCUCUAGAACAAGUGUGCAGAUGUAACAGUCUUAUGGACUAACAUUCAAUGACUAGAGAAGCUAGUUUAUGCAAAUUGUUACUUCAACAACUAUUCCAAUUUUUGCAACUGAGUUGUUUUUUCAACGGUCUUU
Molecule: messenger RNA, 1316 nt
Organism: Brassica rapa (field mustard)
Lineage: Eukaryota; Viridiplantae; Streptophyta; Magnoliopsida; Brassicales; Brassicaceae
Cellular component (GO): plastid-encoded plastid RNA polymerase complex
Source: RefSeq, a predicted model, not a curated record